AUGGCCUCGACAUCAAGCCGGCCCAACGCCGCCACAAAUCAAUGUCCGCCGCUAGAGAAUCAAUUGAAGAAACGAGCGCCGCGUCGACGCGUCAAGCGCGAUGGGCCGCUUCAACUGCAGUUCCUCACCGCAACCGACCCGUCAGACUUCAAGAAUGAGGACACAAGACGCAGCGUGCGUUCGCAGGCGAUGGUGUAUCAUAGGAGCAAGCCCAAGAAACCGGCGGUGCUGCAUCAAAAACGGGCUGGGGGACCAGUCACCAAGAAAGAGCCCAUUAUUUCCGUCUUCGUGGAUGACCACCCCGGACAUACACCAGGCGGGCUCAAAGGGUCUGUAAUAAGGCAGCAGCGACAUGGAAAUGCGAUAAUACUAAAGACGGGCUGCGAUGCUCAUACAAGCGCCGCACUGGAGAGAGGCCCCCAACCCCACCAACGGCUUCCCGCUACACGCGGCCUACCACGGUUGGCCAAAGGCCACGUCGACUCGAAUGGCGACGAACACACGCAGAGUCAAGAGGAACGUGUCUUCCGCCGGUUCAUGGCCAGGAUAGCGAACUUGUAUCAGGUUGGAGACGGGGUGGACCCAUUUCGUGCUCUACCGAGUUUCAAAAGUCCAGAGGUCGACUCACUUUUCCUCAAGCGCAAUUGCAUGCGGGUAUUCGCGAGCGACAUGUUCAAUGUCAAAUGGCUUCCGGCUAUGCUUUCUUACCCCGAUGUCUUGCUCAGCUCAUCAAUUAUAGCCGCCGUAUGGCUGGAUUUGCACGAGGAGAGGACGAGCGACAGUAAGCAGACUGUGCUGCUCAAAGCCGAGAUUUUCGACAUGAUCAAGGGGCGGCUACAAAAAGCCAGCACCCAAUCAUCAGACUCAACCAUCAUGAUUGUGAUGCACUUGCUUACAGGUGAGAUAUUCGGCUCUAAUGAAAGAGCUUUGCGCGUACACGAGCAUGGACUCGCUAGGUUACUGCUGCAUCGUGGCGGGCUGUCACGCCUAGGCAACGAACCAUUGGCAGAAACAUGCACAGCGUGCUGCUUUCACGGUAACCUGAUUAGUGAGGCCGAGCCUCUGCCUGCCUUUGCGACAUAUCAAAUAGCAGUGGAUCCAAUCCUGCUUGAUGACUCUACGAUACCAGAGUCACCGCUGUUUUGCCUGAGAGCAGAUUUUACGACAAUUGCUAACGACUCGCGCUGUUCGCCCUUCACGUGUGACCUACUCCGAGAUAUGCGGGAUUUAACCAACCUCUUCAUCGCUCACGAAUCAGCAUUGGAGGUUCAGCGUCGUGUUUCCGAGGUCGAUGCUGCUUACGCAAAGGAUUCCGAUGUCGAAUACAGCAGCAAAGUCACUGCAAUACGUAAACGCCUGACCAGGCUUCCUUCGGCCCAUGUUUCAAACCUUCCCACUUUCAACGACUGGGUGUAUGAAGCCUGUCGCAUCACCGCUCUCAUCUAUGCCGCGUCUAUUAUACUGCGCCUACCCUUUUCUGUCACUGCUGACCCGUGUCAAAAUCCGCUCGUGGCAGAGUUGGAGGCCUCAGACUGUCUAGGGUCAGGCACUAGCCUGCUUGACAUGCGCCUGAGCGAGACGCUGUACACUGUACUGCAGCGCACUAACAUUGCAGAUUUGUGGAACAAGAUGUCUGGGGUAUUCUACUGGGUCAGUACCGUUGGCGCUGCUGCUGCCCGCUCACCCUCGGUGAUCCAUGAAACGCGGCAGUGCCAGUCUCGGGACGAGAAAUGGGUGCGGCGAUGUUUUGCAAUUUUCUCGACGCGCACCAUGAUCAAGUUGGUGUUUAAUCAUCCCAAGCCCGUCUUACUGGCACAAAAGCGGCUUCUCAACAUACAGCGGCUUAUCGCCAGACACGGCGAGGAUCACAAUGCGUGGAAGAGCGAGGAAAAGAUAUUAGUGCAUGGUUCCUAG
Exserohilum turcica Et28A is the source of this 1914-nucleotide messenger RNA. RefSeq lists its product as uncharacterized. The transcript has 4 exons. NCBI's taxonomy places the organism in Eukaryota, Fungi, Ascomycota, Dothideomycetes, Pleosporales, Pleosporaceae. The record is from RefSeq and is a predicted model, not a curated record. The coding region runs from base 1 to 1914 and encodes 637 amino acids.